AUGAAAGUCACCCAAUUAUCCUUAUUGGCCGUUGCUGCCGCAGCCGUUAACGGUGCCGUCGUCACCGUCACCCAGCAGAUUCCUGCUACAGUUCAAGGUAUCGUAUACGUCGAGAAUGGCCAAACACAUACCAGUUACUCCUCUGUGGGCGGCGCUGCUACUGACGCCGCUGAUCAAGUUCAAAGCACGAGCACCAAUGCUGUCGCGCAGGUUGCCCAGGCAACUUCCGUUGCGACCUCAUUUUCCACGAGGGACACCACAACAGUGUCUCCAGCUACAACUUCAUCCAGCGGUGAAACUUCUACAGCGGAGGCUGUCACGACCACUUCCACAACCUCAUCGACGCCUUCGUCGUCCUCUCCUUCAUCGUCCGCUUUGUCUGACUUUGCUUCGACAAUUUUGAACGCUCACAACAGCAAAAGAUCGCUGCACAAGGACACUCCUUCGCUUUCUUGGUCGGACAAACUGGCUAGCUAUGCUCAAGAUUACGCUGAUAAAUACGACUGUUCGGGCACUUUGACUCAUUCUGGCGGCCCUUACGGUGAAAACCUAGCAUUGGGCUACGACGUGACCGGUUCCGUCGACGCCUGGUACAACGAGAUCAAGUCAUAUGACUACAACAACCCCUCUUUCUCUUCUUCCACCGGCCACUUCACCCAGGUCGUCUGGAAGUCCACUACUCAAGUCGGGUGCGGGAUCAAGCAAUGCAACAACGCCUGGGGCAGCUACGUUAUCUGCAGCUACAACCCAGCUGGUAACAUGAUCGGCGAUUUUGCUGAUAACGUUGAACCAUUGAAAUGA
This is a messenger RNA of Torulaspora globosa, 801 nucleotides long. RefSeq names its product sterol-binding protein (gene PRY1). NCBI's taxonomy places the organism in Eukaryota, Fungi, Ascomycota, Saccharomycetes, Saccharomycetales, Saccharomycetaceae. The record is from RefSeq and is a predicted model, not a curated record. Bases 1 to 801 code for a protein of 266 amino acids. Gene Ontology annotation, cellular component: extracellular region. The transcript has a single exon.